AUGGAGUUCCCUGAACUGGGUGCCGCAUGUAGCGCGCGAGGCUGCAUGGAGAAGAACGACUUCCUUCCCUUCACCUGUGAUGGCUGCAAGAAGAAAUUCUGUCUCAACCAUCAUAAACCAGAAGCACACACUUGUCCUGUUCCCCCACGGAACGACAAAUAUGUUCCAGUGUGCCCGCUAUGCCAACAGGCGAUAACGAUCAAGCCUGGAGAGGACCCGAACGCCAUCGUUGACAGGCACAUCCGAGCCGGGUGUCCGAAAGUCGUGGCGAAGCAGCCAAAGUCUAACGCAUGUAGUUUUAGAGGGUGCAAGGAGAAGGAGUUCGUCCCGGUCUCCUGCAAACUCUGCAAGCAACCCUUCUGUUUGAAGCACCGGUUUGAAACCGACCAUGAUUGCCCCGCCAAGGUAAAGUUUGCCUAA
Messenger RNA from Guillardia theta CCMP2712, 420 nucleotides. RefSeq lists its product as hypothetical. Gene Ontology annotation, cellular component: cytoplasm. The record is from RefSeq and is a predicted model, not a curated record. The transcript has 5 exons. Gene Ontology annotation, molecular function: zinc ion binding. NCBI's taxonomy places the organism in Eukaryota, Cryptophyceae, Pyrenomonadales, Geminigeraceae. The coding region runs from base 1 to 420 and encodes 139 amino acids.